Molecule: messenger RNA, 1731 nt
Organism: Aspergillus luchuensis
Lineage: Eukaryota; Fungi; Ascomycota; Eurotiomycetes; Eurotiales; Aspergillaceae
Exons: 3
Coding region: 1-1731 (576 amino acids)
Source: RefSeq, a predicted model, not a curated record
AUGCCCUGUUUCAAGGGUCUCGCCGUGAGUAUACACACUCCGGACGGACCUAUCUCCGAAUACUCCAUUCAACGCCAGUCCCGGGCGUCUCGCAUAGCUUGCUACAUCCCCGUGCCACCACCCAAGAUCCCUGAAUCCGGAUCUGGACGCCCUGAGCAGUCAACGUUCGCUAUCUCCAUCACCCUUCUCAACCCCGGCCAAGACGUCCCAUACUCCGCCCCGAAACCGACCCCCGACAACCCCGCACCCAAGCCGAAGGUAGUUGGUGGGCUACCCGGGACUACCGGCGAGCGAGGCCAGUACAGCAGCACGGUUGCUCCGUACCAAGCAUUGACUAAUUCGCCAAAUGAAACGGUCGCCGCCUACAUCUACUUUGAUGGCCGGGCCAAGGAGGAAGUGGCCACACUGCUGCGGAGAGGUGAAGAAACGUGGGUCAACUCUCGAUGGGUCAGCGUACCGGUAUCAGAGGGCGGAGGUCUCGCCGAACGGGAGUUUCUCUUCCGCGAAGUCGGACUAGAAAGAUGGCUGAACGGCUUGGACUUGGAGGGUAAAGACGCUGCCGCCAAGAUCGAGCGCCGACGACAAAAAAUGGAGAAGCGCCGAAUCAAGCGGGAAGCAACUGGAGAUCUGGAGAUGGACGCAAAGUCGCGCAAAGGAGUCAUGCGCUAUGGCAACGAUGCAAAGUCCCCGCUAGAAGAUGUUUCGGACGACGACAUGUCGUUCUCCGAUUCGGACGAUGACCCGAUCCCCGAGUCUGCGGGUCAGAUCAAGGUGGCUUUGUUCCGUGUCCUGGCAUCUGGGGAGAUUAAGCGCGGAGAGUACUCACCACAGUUCGAUGCUCAUGACGAUGAUGACGAAGCCCAGGGCGAGAAUGGACAUAAAGGGGCAGCUGAUGCGGACAUUGAUCACACAACGAGCUUUGCGAAGCCAAAGACGCUCGACCCCAAGACGAUUAGCACGCAGACCGUGACAGGCAUCGACCCGUCCGACAAACCUUACGCCACCUUCACAUUCAUGUACCGUGGCGAGCGUCAAUUGCAAAAGAUGGGAAUUCUGAGAGACCCCAAGGCGCAAGAAACUCCCGGAUCCGCAAAGCGUCGGUCCUUGCAGCCAGACUUCGCUAAUCUCGGUCCCCUGAAACCGGGCGGCACGGUCGGAUUUGUGAAUUUCCGCGACAGCACAGAAAGAAAGAAAGGCAAGAAGUCUGGUGAGGAUGACGAGAUGGACAGUGAAGACGAUGAAGACAAUUCGAUUCUCGGUAAAGCAGAUGAAGAGGAGGGCAAAGAAGAUGAUCUUCAUUUGUCUCCGGACGAUAUCCGACGGCAAGGGGAGCUCGCGGAAAGUAUACGCAAAAUAAAGCUUAAACGUCAGCAUUCGUCUGCCUCGUUAGCUACGAAUACACCUCCGGCCGAGAGUGCGAGCCCCAAUACAGCCGGGGACACGCCUGCGACCAACGAUCCGUCCACUACUCCGCCCGCUGUUGCUGCGGCUACGGCCGCUGAAACCCCCAAGCCAGCCGCUAACACGCUGAACGGAGGAUUCAUCGGCAGUCCAUUGAAGAAGCAACGGGCGAGCGUCUCACAUUCUGAUGAAGACGCCAUGCGCCGACGAAUGGAGUCGGGACUUUCGCAAGAGAUUACGAAUGUUGGCCCAGGUGACAGUACCAAGGCAACCAACUCCCUUGAGACACACCCGCAAAAGCCCCAGGAGACCGAAGAUGAGGAACUGUAA